AUGUCUGCAACUAUCAAAACGAUUACGAUCCCGAUUCCGGUCGUCCCGGCCGCUCGCUCGACAAUCGCUCCUCCCAAUGGGCCGCGACUCAACCUCCCUCCUCCCUUCAAGCCUCAUGCGGACAGCGUGACGAGACAGGAACUAUGGGACGCGUGCCAUGUCGAGCCGUUUGCCCUGCUCCAUCGCAUGUUCAUUCCCGUCCCUUCUGCAAUCUAUAGACCGCCAACAAUGCACUACGGAUGGUCCGCUCCUCGGGAGACCCUUUUGGCCUACGCAAAGAAACACGGCCUGAUCCUUAUGAUAGGCAGGCGCAGACGACCGCUUCCUGACGAGUUGGAUGGGGAGAGCAGCGACGAUGACGCUAGCGAGUCAUCCGCUGACGACGACACGGAGGACACUGAAAGUGGCGAUGAUGACUUUUCCAGCCAGGCAGGCAACGAGUCAGCCAGGAGUGGCACAGUUGUUGUCGAGAGGACAAGCAGGCCAUUGCCGCCGCUCUUCCCGAAAGCGCACAGGAAGAAAAUCGACGAACCCGCGUCAAUGGUAGCCGCCUUGGAACAUAUCUCCACCCAAUUAUCGAAGAAGGACGGUUGGCGUAUUCCUGCGACUAUGGAGCUGCGCUCCACCCUGCAGCACGGCGAAGGCGAACCGCGAGUCAUAUCGGUUUAUACCAACUACCAUUUCCUCCGCAAGGACCUUCCCUCGCCAGAGGAUAUCCAGAAGCUCGGAGAGGCUGUGGGAAUGACCACACCGCCGAAGUGGUACAUCGAUGAGUAUAAGUACGAAUGGUAUAUGAUCAGCCGGGGCCCGCGUCGCCGUUGA
This is a messenger RNA of Fomitopsis serialis, 822 nucleotides long. RefSeq lists its product as uncharacterized. The coding region runs from base 1 to 822 and encodes 273 amino acids. NCBI's taxonomy places the organism in Eukaryota, Fungi, Basidiomycota, Agaricomycetes, Polyporales, Fomitopsidaceae. The record is from RefSeq and is a predicted model, not a curated record. The transcript is spliced from 2 exons.